AUGGAACCAGAUAAUGAUACACGAAUUUCAGAAUUUCUUCUACUGGGAUUUGCAGAGGAACCAGAAUGGCAGCUCCUGAUAUUUGGACUUUUCCUUUCCAUUUACCUGAUCACUGUGUUUGGAAACCUGCUCAUCAUUCUGGCUGUCAGCUCAGAUGCCCAACUCCACAAACCCAUGUACUUCUUUCUCUCCAACCUGUCAUUUGUAGACAUCUGUUUUAUAUCCACCACAAUCCCAAAGCUGCUCUGGAACAUCCAGACCCAGAGCAAAGUUAUAACCUAUAAAGGCUGCAUCACACAAAUUUAUUUUUUCAUAUUCUCUGCAGUGUUAGACAUCUUUCUCCUGACAGUGAUGGCCUAUGACCGGUGUGUGGCUAUCUGUCACCCACUACACUACACAGUCAUUAUGAAUCCCCAAUUCUGUAGACUCCUGCUUCUGGUGUCCUGGAUCAUGAGUAUCCUGAAUUCCUUGUUACAAAGCUUAAUGUCACUGAAGCUUUCUUUUUGCACAGAUGUGGAAAUCCCCCACUUUUUUUGUGAUCUCAGUCAGAUCAUCCAACUUGCCUGUUCUGACACCAUUCUUAAUAACAUAGUAAUGUAUUUUGCAAGUGUCCUUUUGGGUGCUGGUCCCCUGGGUGGUAUCCUUUACUCUUAUUCUAAGAUAAUUUCUUCUAUACAUGGAAUCUCAUCAGCUCAAGGGAAAUAUAAAGCAUUUUCUACCUGUGCAUCUCACCUCUCAGUUGUAUCCUUAUUUUUUUGUACGAGCAUAGGCGUGUACCUCAGCUCUGCUGCUACCCCCAGCUCACAAUCAAAUGCAACAGUCUCGGUUAUAUACACUGUGGUCACACCCAUGCUAAACCCCUUCAUCUACAGUUUGAGGAGCAAGGACAUAAAAGGGGCUUUGAAAAGAGUCUUCAUGAUAACAAUUCUAAAAAGGAAAUUUAUUCUGGGUCUGUAG
This is a messenger RNA of Sus scrofa (pig), 957 nucleotides long. NCBI's taxonomy places the organism in Eukaryota, Metazoa, Chordata, Mammalia, Artiodactyla, Suidae. The record is from RefSeq and is a predicted model, not a curated record.